Staurois parvus is the source of this 365-nucleotide messenger RNA. The record is from the annotation of a GenBank genome assembly. Lineage: Eukaryota; Metazoa; Chordata; Amphibia; Anura; Ranidae.
UCAGCGACUUAUAGCGGGACUGCGGCAGGCAUUCUGACUCUGGGGGGGAACUGAAUAACUGCUCCUGACAUCCCCAGUGACACCAGUACAGUGAUCAGUGCUAAUAAAAAGCACUGACACCGUACUAAUGGCACUGGGCAGGAAGGGGUUAACAUCUGGGGCGAUCAAAGGGUUAACUGUGUGGUGUUUUACUAUGUGUGCUGUGUGUGUUUUACUAGGGAAACAUACUGCUUUGUAUUACUCUGCUAUGCAGAGCAACACAAAGCAGCAUGUCGGUGUUGACAGGUGAGAGAUCUGUAUUGUUUACACACAGACCUCUCCCCUUUCACUGUUCCUCUGCAAUCACUGGGUGCCGGCAGGGAAUC